Acanthochromis polyacanthus (spiny chromis) is the source of this 963-nucleotide messenger RNA. RefSeq names its product vomeronasal type-2 receptor 1-like. Gene Ontology annotation, molecular function: G protein-coupled receptor activity. Gene Ontology annotation, biological process: G protein-coupled receptor signaling pathway. The coding region runs from base 1 to 963 and encodes 320 amino acids. The transcript is spliced from 2 exons. The record is from RefSeq and is a predicted model, not a curated record. Gene Ontology annotation, cellular component: membrane. NCBI's taxonomy places the organism in Eukaryota, Metazoa, Chordata, Actinopteri, Pomacentridae.
AUGAUUGGGGGAAUUUUUCCGGUUUCCUACAAAGAGAUAAGGAGCACGUCUACAUUCAAGAGGGAGCCUCCUGGAGUAAGUUACUUCUCAACAUGUGCCUGUCUGAGUGACAGAACCAAAUAUCCCACCUUUUUUCGGACCAUCCCCAGCGACUACUUCCAGGCAAAAGCUUUGGCAGCGUUGGUUAAACAUUUUGGUUGGCAGUGGAUUGGAGCCAUACAGUCAGACAAUGAUUAUGGGAGAAAUGGGAUCCUGUCUUUCACUGAAGAGGUCAAAAAGUUAGGGGUUUGUGUUGCUUUUGUUGGCACAAUUUCACGUAGAUACUCUAUGGAUAAAAUCCUGGAUGUUGUGGAAAUGAUCAAAAGAUCAACUGUUAAAGUCAUUUUGGCUUUUGCUCCUGAGAGUGACUUUUAUCCGUUGAUGAAAGAGGUGGUGAAACAGAACAUUACAGGAAUUCAGUGGAUUGCCAGUGAAGCUUGGAUAACAGCUACUAGACUGUCCACACCUGAAAUCUACCGAGCUUUUGGUGGAGCUCUGGGAUUUGUGAUGCAGAAAAUGGCAAUCCCUAAACUAAAACCAUUUCUUACAAAUAUCAGUCCUUAUACAGACCCAAGUGCAGCCUUUGUGAAGGAUUUCUGGGAGAUUAUGGUGGGCUGCAGACCUGUUUUACCAGGAGUACACAGAAAUACUGAAAAAAUGGAUAAAAUAUGCACAGGCAAUGAGACAUUAAUGAAUUCCCAGCAUGCGUUUUUCGAUGUCACACAGCUCAGAGUUACUUACAAUGUGUACAAAGCAGUUUAUGCCAUUGCACAUGCCCUUCACCAGCUGAUAUUCUGCAAACCAGCUGGAGAAAAACCAGUAAAGUUAUGUUUGAAUUUGUCAGAAAUUCAGCCCAAACAGGUGAGAAAUAGUGCAGCAAUAUUUCACAAUACCUUCAACUGUCUGAAAAUUGAGAAUAAAUAA